UAAUGAGAUCACUGGAUUUUUUACAUCGUUGGCUCGUCACAAAAAAAUUGUUUCUGAUCAAUAAUCUCGUCGUAAACAGUUAAGAAACACAAGUCGUGUAUGUGUUGUUAUAGAUGUUUAAAGAAUUGUGUGUGACGAAAAUAAAACAUACGUCCAAUGAAACGUUAAUUUUCGUGUAGUAAUUGAAGUAGUAAAUAUUAAACAACUCGCAUCCAUAAAAUGUAUUAUUAGACCAACAUGUGGAAUAUGUUGGCCAACACUCGAAAUUAAAGUAGCGGAGACAGUGUGCAGCACGAUGUAGUUCUUUUCUAGCAGAAAGUCACAUGGGCUGAGCUAAGUGGUGAGGAACGGAAAAUAGAUGCAGUGCUUCAAUAGCCAUGUUAGAAUGCUAUGAAAUCAGAGUGAGACCUUCAUGGCGUAUUUGAAUGAAGCCAAAGACCUGCUGAUAUACAACACUGGAAGUGUAAACAGAGCAGGAGGAGGAGCAUUCAGUGAAUUCAAGAGUAAAAAUCUUAUCUACUGCUCUGAUAAAAAUUCCAAGAGAGCAGCCUGUGACAGUAUGCCAGAUGGUUUGUUGUUGGGUCCCACAAUCGCAGGCUGGAGAUUUUGGGGUCUCCACUUGCAUUUCACAGCAUUGCACCUGGUGUGACCGGUUCUUAUCCUGUUCAGUGUUGUCACUUCUCUUCUGAUCAAACCCAGUAGACUGGCAGAUGGAUCUUGAACACCUUGAUGUUGUUAUGUUGCCGCAUUUCAUCUCUUGUACCACUCUUCUUUAAGGUUUUGUUUCAUCUAAAGCAUGGGCAGCAGUCACUUGCAUGUAGUUUGGGACAAUCAUAUCUCCAAUUUGCAAACAGUUCUCUACGAAUUCUACAAUCGUCAUAGCUUAGCUGACGUCACAAUAUCAUGCAAGGAUGGUACUUUAAAAGCACACAAAAUAAUUUUAUCUGCCUGCAGCCCGUACUUUGAGACUGUUUUUCAGGAAAAUCCAUGUGAACAUCCUGUUGUUAUACUAAAAGAAAUAUCAUGUUAUGAGAUGCAAAUAUUACUUCAGCUUAUGUACCGUGGGUCCACUGAUGUUCCAGAAGAAGAUAUUUCUGAUAUCAUACAAACAGCAAAUGAACUUAAGGUAAAGGGAUUUGUUCAAGCUGCAGUGAAGAAUGUUACAGAAGACACAGACAGACUAGAAAACGAUUCUGAAAUGGAUCAGCAUAAUUCAUCUACCAUGUUGCCCACUAAUGAUGAUCAUGAGUAUCAGGAUGAAUCUGACUUACAUGUUCUGAAAGACACAAGACAGAAUGGAGAAAAUUAUGGUUUAGAGGAUGAUGUGGAAGGCAGCAAUAGGCUUGUGGACACAAAUGACCAGGUUGACAACUCUACAAGUGAGCUGGAUCAGGAAAUAAUGGUAUCUUCACCAUAUUCAGUGGCAGAACUGAAAUGUAAAUCCAUGAAGCGCCAUCAGAGGAAAAAUGGUUUGAAAACUCGCAGAAAGGCUGUAGAGUUUCAGGAUUCUCUGUCAUGGAGUUCAGAAGAUGAAAAGAUGCUUUGUGAUAGACAAAGAUCGAGACUGCCAAGCAAAAAUGAUGAAUCUACUUUAAAUGCUUUAAAUGAUGUUGAUACUUCAUUGCAACCACAGUCAAAUUUUACGGAUAAAUCAGCUAUGAAAGAAUUGCGCUGUAAAUCUGUUGAUGACAAAUGUAUUCAUACAAUCCCUGAGAUCCAAAUAAAAGAAGAACAGCUAGGCGCAGUGGAUUAUAGAGUGAUGUCAAUACACAGUGAUACAAGGAAUUAUAAGGAUACCUAUAAGGUGAAACAGAGUGUUUGUGACAAUCCUGUCAGUACCUAUCUCUCAUGCAGUGAUAUUUCUGAUGUUACAACAUUAAUAAGGAGAAGUGAGAUUGCAGCAAAGCCACAUGAAUGUGAAUACUGUGGUUUAUCAUUCAGUCGUGCAUCUCACCUUGCCAGACAUCGCCGUGUCCAUACUGGAGAAAGACCAUUUAUUUGUGUUUUGUGCCAACGAAAGUUUACUCGUCAAGAUAAACUUAGGCUGCAUGUGAUGAAAUACCAUGCUUUGGAUAUAAAAGAUAGGAAAUAUCAGAGUUACAUAUUAACACAAAAGGUUUCCAGUGGUGCAAAUAAUGCAGUAACAGAAGAUGAACUGCGAGAAGUAGGAAGGGGAGAGUCAUCACUUCCAUUUGGAGAUACCAGCUAUUUAUCAUCACUUUCAUUUGGACAGCAGAAACAUACUGACUCAACAGUCAGUGCAGCAGAAACUUUGGACUCAAAUACAGAUGAACUGUUAUAUUCUGUAAGACAACUUGGGGAGUGUACUAUCCAGGCAGUGACUAAACAGGAAGUUAAUUCUUAAUGCAUACUGUACUCUGAACUUUUCAUAUAUUAAAUGUGAAUGUGACAGUUAAUACCAAAGAUGAUAGUGAUAGUGAAAGAUGUGAUUUUCUUUUCUUUUGGUCAUGGUUUAUUUAUUUUUUUAAUUUUAUUUGGCCUUUGGCAGUGUAACACUAUUUAGGCAUGUGGUUAUGGUUUGUCUUUAUUUUCUUUUUACUGCUUCAUUAUUAGUUUUGUGUGUGUGUGUGUGUGUGUGUGUGUGUGUGUGUGUGUGUGUGUGUGUGUCCCGAGACUGUCCAUUUAUCAGUAUCUCAUCAUCUUCAACCUGUUAUACCUUAGCCUUCUUUCCUUCUGCUUGUGUCUGCUCUGUAAUGCCUUUUCCAUGAAGUAUUGUGACAAGAGGAGGUAUCAAAAACUAAAGGAAGUUAAUGAAGGUUUCGCAGAAUAUGUGUAAUCAAUACAUACAGGAAUGUAAACAAUUUGGCAGUGUAUGAAAUAUGGUGGUGGCUUUAAAAAUGAAAAGUGAUUUAGAUAAGGAAAACAUGGACACUCACAGGUGCCAUCAGCUCUAGUUGCAUUGAUGGACUUUUAGAGAGAAAAUCUGCAGACCAUUAGAAAGUUAGCAAUUUAAGCAGUAGCCUCAGUGCUGUGACUGGUGAAACAGAUGCCAUUAUUAGUAGUUUAUUUUUAUUGUGUAUUUUAUAAAUCUUGGGUUAUGAUAUGUUUUCUCAUACUAAGCAUUGUUCCCAUGCAGAUUCAGUGAUCAUAACUCAUACAAGGGUUACCCCCCCC
Schistocerca piceifrons (Central American locust) is the source of this 3135-nucleotide messenger RNA. RefSeq names its product zinc finger protein 3-like. Gene Ontology annotation, molecular function: protein binding. NCBI's taxonomy places the organism in Eukaryota, Metazoa, Arthropoda, Insecta, Orthoptera, Acrididae. Gene Ontology annotation, biological process: regulation of transcription by RNA polymerase II. Gene Ontology annotation, cellular component: nucleus. The record is from RefSeq and is a predicted model, not a curated record. The transcript is spliced from 6 exons. Bases 797 to 2365 code for a protein of 522 amino acids.